This is a messenger RNA of Ceutorhynchus assimilis (cabbage seed weevil), 1752 nucleotides long. Lineage: Eukaryota; Metazoa; Arthropoda; Insecta; Coleoptera; Curculionidae. The record is from the annotation of a GenBank genome assembly.
UUUUUAAGUUGCAUAUAAAAUUUGAAAUUUUAAAUUUAUUUCCUAAACUAUCAUUGAAAUUACCCACUAAUUAAAAAGUAUGAACGAGUUUUUGAAAAUCAAUUGGAGGGUGAGCCACCCCAGCCAACUAGAAUGCUACGCCCUAAAAGAAUUUUUGCCCGACGAAGCCCUACAGUUCAGCGACAACGAUUCCGAUUCCGACGAAGAAAAAUACCCGAAAAUAUUCAGAAUGAGACGUGUCGACUACACGCCCGGUCUACAAGAAAUAAAAUCGAUCAAAAUUCAAUCUGGCAUCGAUCAGAGGGGUCAUCAGGUGUGCCUUGAAGCCCUCAAACUAUUUCAAUCCGGUAAGGACAGGUCUUGUUACACUUACAAAGAAAAUCAAUCUGCUGCAACUUACGAUAAACUUAAAAUGGUUAUUUUACAAGAGAAUGCUAAAUAUUUGAAAUAUGUUGCUCAACAAUGGCAAGAAAUAGAUUAUUUCAAACAAUAUUUCAAUGAAAAUGUUACGGACUUUGGCAAAUGCAUUUGGCACAAAAAGAAGCUCAGAUUGAAAUCCUAUCCUCAGUUUUAUAAAGAGUUGCUCAUGAUUAAUACAAGCUUAAAUGAAGAAGAAGAAAUUAUUGAGUUUAAUUGUGUUGAAAACAAUUUGCAAUUGGAAGGUUUUGCACAGUUUUGCAAUCCUGGCCUCAAAAGCCCUUGCCAACUCAAUACAAUCAAACUAGAAUCUGAAAAAGAUAAAGUCCAAUUGCCUUUAAAUGAAGAUGAAGGUGUUUUGAAUUAUAUACAAGAUGUUGAUGUUGUAAUUUCUUCUAGUAGCAUAAAACACCUUGUAGAUACUACAGAAUCAGGCAAAUGGUUGUUGCCAGUUGUAAUUAAAACAAUCAAUAACAAACAAGUAGCAUUUUUCGAAAAACCUUUCUCCUUAAAUGAUGUCUCAAACAAAGACCUUGCCCAAACAACAUACAAAAGACUUAUCCAAAAAGCAUUUUGCCUACCAGAGCCCAAACCCAAACCAACAUACAGGAAGUGGCUGAUUACAAAAACCCAUUGCCUGAAUAGCCUUAUGAAAACACACCACAAACCUGUAAAUCUUAAAGUGCUUAUAAGAAAUAAAACAGUUGCAAGUGAAACAAUUAAUAAAACAUUACAAGAUGUUAUAUUGAAACCUAAAAUCGAAAUGCAACUUAAGUAUGGAGCAAACAUUCAAACAAAAUCUGAGCUUAUUGGCGAAUGGGCCUCGUUAUUUUUCAGGCCCUUCUCCAAUUUGUACAGAGUGCGAAUUUCCCCUGUAAAAGGCGAAGUCAUUUGUCUGGAAAAAUGCCACAUACAAAAAGUAAUAGCUGAAGCCCAGCACCACUACCACUACAAGCCUCAACUUGGACUAGCGACUUUGCAAAAAGUUUUCGAAGAUGUCAGCAAACUUCCAGUGGGCAACUAUUUGUUGCGGCACUUGCCCAAACAAGGAAAUUUUAUUUCAGUCUUGAAACAAUCAGACAAGCAAGAGUUUGAUUUUUAUAAGGAAUUGGACCAAAGAAGCUUAAGUGAUUGCCCUAAUUGGGUACCGCUUGAUUGCAACUUUAUUUUGCCUGGGUUUGAGGCAUUGAAUCGUAUGCCUGGGAUGUUCCAGCCUAGGAAAACUAAUUUGAAAAGAAAGAUGCAAACUGAUGUAGGAUAAUUGGCUCUUGAGAUUUGUUUUAUAACAAUUAAAAUAAAUUUAAAUUUUCCACCACAAAAUCUUGUAUUUAAAUU